Messenger RNA from Abrus precatorius (Indian licorice), 315 nucleotides. RefSeq names its product auxin-responsive protein SAUR50-like. Gene Ontology annotation, biological process: response to auxin. The record is from RefSeq and is a predicted model, not a curated record. Bases 1 to 315 code for a protein of 104 amino acids. NCBI's taxonomy places the organism in Eukaryota, Viridiplantae, Streptophyta, Magnoliopsida, Fabales, Fabaceae. The transcript has a single exon.
AUGGCUCUUAGAAAAUCAAGUAAACUUCCUCAAACAGCACUUAUUAAGCAAAUCCUAAAGAGAUGCUCAAGCUUAGGGAGAAAACAAGGGUACGACGAUCAAGGCCUUCGUUUGGACGUACCUAAGGGUCACUUUGUUGUAUAUGUUGGAGAAAAUAGAAGUAGAUACAUUGUUCCAAUAUCUUUUCUAAGUCGCCCAGAGUUCCAAACACUUCUUCAUCAAGCAGAAGAAGAGUUUGGCUUUGAUCACGAAAGGGGUCUCACAAUUCCAUGUGAAGAAGAUGUUUUUGAGUCUCUCACUUCCACCCUCAGAUGA